Molecule: messenger RNA, 234 nt
Organism: Ichthyophthirius multifiliis
Lineage: Eukaryota; Ciliophora; Oligohymenophorea; Hymenostomatida
Exons: 4
Biological process (GO): GPI anchor biosynthetic process
Cellular component (GO): membrane
Source: RefSeq, a predicted model, not a curated record
AUGAAAACUGUUAACGAAACAUAUGCAGAUAAUACAACAUAUGCAUUAUCAACUGGAUUAAUUUUACCUCAUAGUUGGAAUUGCGACUCAUCUACAUUAGCUGCCUAUGGAUUUUCUGCACUUCUUGGGUCUAGAUUGCACAGAGAUUUGUAAGUAUUUACUCUCUUACUAAGUUCUUUAAUAACUUUUUAUGGGCCUUGGGAUCUUCCUAAUAAUGUUCAAGUCUAUAACUGA